This is a messenger RNA of Pocillopora meandrina, 1933 nucleotides long. The record is from the annotation of a GenBank genome assembly. NCBI's taxonomy places the organism in Eukaryota, Metazoa, Cnidaria, Anthozoa, Scleractinia, Pocilloporidae.
UUGAUAUGUUUUCUGUUUCUUUCUGUAGUCGUCUCAUCUGCAAUGAAGGCAAAUAUCAUCCUAUUCACUGUGGGGAUAAUUUUAUCUUUGUCCCAAACAACAGGUUUGAACUCCAUCAGGUGUAAUGUAACCUGCUUUGUGUCAACAAGGCCCAGUGAAAUAUCAAUACUAUUUUAAAUCAAAACAAACACAACUUCUCCUGUUUGAGAGAAUAUUAUUGUAGUGCCAGAAAAGCAUUAUGAAAUCCAUUAGAGGGCGAAGAAAUCUUUAUUAUGCCGAAUGAACAAAGUAAUAGCUCCUUCUAAAGUUCUUCGAAAGAACUAAUCCGCUCAGCCCCUAAGCCAAAAAACAUAGGUAAUGGCACAGUAUAACAAAAUGGAACUGAUAGAGCUUCCAAUGUUAAGACCUAGUGUUGUAGAGGAGAAUUUUCAAACAAGAGUACUGGCAUUGCAGUUCGGUCUUGACUCGUCAUUUCUUAACCAUCCAAAACUAGUUUUUCUGCUUCCCCCUUUUAUUAUCUGUUCUAACGAGCUACCUGCCUAAGAUGCUAAACCCAGGGCGGUUGGAAAGUUUGAGUGAAUUGCUUGUUUGUUUUAAUUUCAUUUCGAUCUGAGCAUAUUUCCCCAUGCAUGUUUUCUUUGUUCUUUUUAUGGAAACAGAAGACCCAUUGAUACAAUAACAAUUGUUCUUCGUAUUGAAGGGAAAAUAGUACCCAGAAUGUAAUGAAAAGCUAAAGAACACGUUCUUGUACAAAUGGAAAAUGAGCAUGAAACAAUUUUAACUGAGUUUUUCAACUCAAAAUAUUGUCGUUUCAGAUACCACCCACCACGGAAAACAUUUUUCAGUCCACCAUCAACCAAAAGUUAACAUUCCCCAAAAAGCCAAACACAGAUUUCUCGAAAUGAAAAAGCAGCCACUUGAUGAGAAAACCGCUUAUCGAAAGCAACUAAGAUACCAGGAGGCCAAUAGUGCUAUGAUAAAAACCAAGCUGGAUGAUAGCCUAGGAAGAAUACCCUGGAGUAAUAACCAUGAAAACGUUGCAUCCUAUGUUGACAGAACAGGAGGUGUAUCACAACAGAGGCUUUUAGCAAUCAUGAACCAGUUAACCAAUGAUAUCAGAGUAAAUGGACGGAGAAUCACUCCUCUUCAAACGCAAAUAGUACAGCAAACUAAUGAUGGCGACAUCAAUCCGACAUCACCAGCGAGUAAUAUGCAGGACGAGAUGCAACCCGAUAUGCAAACGAGCAUGCAAGAUGAUAUGCAGAGUAACACUAAUGACAUGGGAAAUAAUGAAGUUAAACCUAUACAGAUACCAAUCAAUCAGAAGGGAGGUGAUGGUGCAACUGAUGCCAAUGGACCUGGUGAUGGUGCUAAUGGACCUGGAAUGUUUGAGCGGUUGAUGUUUGGCGGACUUUCCCAGAUAGUAGGAGGAGGAAAAGGGAGUAACAGUUACUCUGAAACUGGUGGUGGAAUGACCAACGUUCCUGGGUUAUCAUAUGGUGGAUCAAAUAAUAAUGGUGUUAUCAACCUUAUGGAAAGCGAACAUGGAUUAAAGCCAAUGCGGGGAAUGAAUGGCAUGGGGAGCAUAAAUGGAAUGAACGGGAUGAUGACUGGAAUGCAUGGGAUGAUGAACGGAAUGGGUAUGAUGAUGCCUGGAACGGGAAGAAUGAGAGGCAAUUCGUAUUUCUCCAGAAGAGGAGAGACUGCGUCAGCCAGAAAGAAACCGCGAUCAAAGCAUAAGGAAUUUCUUCGAAAGGCCGUGAAGGCAGCUUCGCUAUCAAAAGCAGAUGAAAGAAAAAACCUCCAAAGGAUUCCCAUAGUUACCAUACACCCCAAGGCCAACAUUCUGAAGAAUAAGCCAUACGUUAUACCACUAAUCCCUAACGAUAAAACAACUGACAAGAAACCAACAAGACCUCUGCAUGGUGCUUAA